AUGGCGUCAAAGAAAUCAGGAAAGGUUGCGAAGAGUGAGGCCCCAAAACUCUCAGAGAAGAUGAAAAAAGAGGAAUUGAGCACAAGUGGUUCAAGUUCUAGCUCCAGUUCCUCUAGUUCAUCUGACUCUAGUUCAUCUAGGUCUUCGAGCUCCGAUGAAUCCUCUAGCUCUUCAAGCUCUUCCAGCUCUUCAAGCUCUUCCAGCUCUUCAAGUUCUUCUAGCUCUUCCAGCUCCUCUGAUAGCGAGCUGAGCACAAGUUCGGGAGAGAGUUCCAAUGAAGAAAAGAGCAAGCCAGGAAAUAAACGUAAGAAGUCUCCAAAAACCGCCAAAGCGGCCAAGAAGCAAAAGUUGUCGAAGAAGAGUAGCUCUAGCGAGUCGUCAUCGUCUUCAUCAUCGUCAGGGUCCUCGAGCAGCUCUUCUGACAGCGAAAGCUCGUCAUCUUCAAGCGCAUCCAGCGAUGAGUCUUCGUCUUCAAGUUCUUCGGAUAGCGAGUCCUCCUCAUCUGGCAGCUCUUCCUCCUCAUCUGGCAGCUCUUCCUCCUCAUCUGGCAGCAGCUCUUCGUCGUCUGACAGCGACUCUUCGUCGUCUGACAGCGACUCUUCCUCGUCUGGCAGCGACUCUUCCUCGUCCAGUAGCGACUCUUCCUCUUCUGACAGCGACUCUUCCUCCUCCGACAGCGACUCUUCCUCGUCUGGCAGCGACUCUUCCUCGUCUGGCAGCGACUCUUCUUCAUCUGGCAGCAGCUCUUCAUCGUCUGACAGCGACUCUUCCUCUUCGAGCAGUGGCUCUUCCUCUUCUGACAGCGACUCUUCUGAAAGCGAUGCUUCGUCAAGCAGUUCUUCCGAUGAUGAAGCCGAAAAAUCGCAAUUGAAAAGCCAUUCCUCGCCGGCUGGCUCUUCCUCUUCCACAAAGAAGAACAGCAAGCAUGAUGGAGAGACCCAAGAAACCUCUCAGGGGUCGUCCUCGUCUUCCAAAACUGCUUCACCAGAUGCGCCCUCACCCGCUGCUCCAAAAGACGGUAUUCCUGCGGCUGUUGACGAGCUUAAACCCGGCCAACGCAAACACUUUUCCCGUAUAGACAAAAAUGCUAUUAAGUUUGAAGACCGAGUUUUGACGGACAAUACCUACAAAGGUGCUGCUGGUACCUGGGGCGAGAAAGCAAACGAGAAGUUGGGAAGAGUGAGAGGCAAGGAUUUUACUAAGAAUAAAAACAAAAUGAAGAGAGGUUCUUACAGAGGCGGAAGCAUCACUUUGUCAAGUGGCUCUUACAAGUUUACCGAUUAA
Molecule: messenger RNA, 1284 nt
Organism: Lachancea thermotolerans CBS 6340
Lineage: Eukaryota; Fungi; Ascomycota; Saccharomycetes; Saccharomycetales; Saccharomycetaceae
Gene: SRP40
Product: Srp40p
Exons: 1
Coding region: 1-1284 (427 amino acids)
Source: RefSeq, a predicted model, not a curated record